AUGUGUGGUAUGGACGUUGACCUUGACGAUGGCGGUUCGGGUGAGGAGGAGAAAGAGGAGGAGUUCUGGGUUGGGGAGGGGGUGAAGAUGCUGCCCCCCCCUGUGGCCCACAGCGCGGGCAGUGCCCUGGGCAGCCGUAGGGGACGGUUUGGCUGCUUGGCCUGUGGGGUCGUCCUCGUCCUCUGGAACCUGUGCGUCUUCCUGGCCAGCGCUCUGUUGCUCGCCCUGGUCUUCUCUGUGGUGCUGGUGCCUGCUGUGCUGCUGCUCUACGCUGGCUUCCUCUGCCAUUCAAGGAUCCUUGACGCCCCCUCCGCUAUCUGCGGUUACCUUGACGACAACAGCUGCUCCGCCCUCAUCAUUCUGGGCUUUGUGAUGAUGUCGCCUCUUGUGGUCGUGGCAGCCGCGGUCUUCUGCGCUCUGCUCCGGAGGUUUCGACUCCUGCUCCUCCUUCAGCCGAUCACACGUGCCCGGUAUCGAGGGCGCCUGGUGGACUGGGCGGGCAGCGUCCACGCCUGGGUCUGA
This is a messenger RNA of Limanda limanda (common dab), 522 nucleotides long. RefSeq names its product transmembrane protein 88 (gene tmem88bl). Gene Ontology annotation, cellular component: plasma membrane. Bases 1 to 522 code for a protein of 173 amino acids. The record is from RefSeq and is a predicted model, not a curated record. The transcript is spliced from 2 exons. Gene Ontology annotation, molecular function: PDZ domain binding. Lineage: Eukaryota; Metazoa; Chordata; Actinopteri; Pleuronectiformes; Pleuronectidae.